AUGGACCAGGAUUCAUGGGUAGCCGCCACUGGAACGAGUGAUAGCCACUCCAUGGUUACAUUCCAACCAGAUUUCCCUCCUGUAGACUCUGACCCUGAACUACUCCAUGCUGAGCAGUACAGACUAGAUCCUGGGCCUCAAGCCAGGAUUUUUGAGGCACAGGAACAGACCCAGAUAGAAGAAGGGGGGACAAAGGAACUAAAGGCAGCUAUGUGGUCGAAGACAUUCAAGGAGAAACACCAAACCUUUCCCAUUCCUGAUGACAUGGACGAGGAUGUCCUUUCUCAACUUCUGAACAGCUCCAGCCUAUCAUGGAAUAUGGACACUGCAUCUUGUAGUCGAGUAGUCCCUGGGCACAUCAGUCAAAAGCUCAAGCGAUGUCAUAGGUCCUUUGGUGUUCUUCAAGAUAUCUUAGCUAACAAUCCUGUAGCUCACGUUCACAUUGUCAACAGUAAUGUGGUCUGCUCUCUGAUCGUUAACCACACAUACCCCUCAAAGCAAAGAAUAUACAUACCUGAAGACUCAAACAUGAGUUAUGGUACAGAAGGUAGACAAUGGUACAUUUUCAAUUAUUACAUGGCAGCUGGAUUUGCUUAUGUUGUUUACUUAAGCACCAUCCAUGAAGCUGCUCCUCAGGAGCAAAGAACCUGGACAGCAUGGGGAUACCUGCUUACAGGAGCCAUAGGAGCCUUUGAUUUGUUUCACCAAGAGUUCUCAAAGCGCCCCGGUGAUCAGUACAUUCAUGAUAUCGUGACGACUGAAAGGGGGAAGACACUUAUCUUCACUGGCAUUCCAUACCUUAUGUCCCUUAUUCAUGAGGUAUCAUUGUUUGAGUGCGACACUACCUUUAAGCAUGUCAAAGAUUCUUCUGGUAUGAAUGAAUGGGAGGUGGUUAUCUACUAUCCCCAAGUUCAACGAGAAACAGAUCAUUAUGAGCACCUGUUCAAUGACCUUCAGAAGCAUAUACUUGCAGUCACCAGCAAAAAAAUGUGCUUCAAGCGAUUUUCCAAAGGUGGGAAUCUUGCCUGUCACAAUGCUGACAUGGAGGCGGCGCAGGUUUUGGGAGCAGCCAAGUCAUUUACCAAAACAAAUGAGCCUGAUUUCAGUGGCAUUCCCGCUGACGUGACUCCCGAAGAUUUCGCCACAUAUUUUGUGCACCUUUGUUUAAGUCAUACCAAAAGGGGUAUUCUUGACUUCAAGAGUCUCGUCUCAGUUAAUGAUUAUCAAUGUCUCAUGGACUUUCCCUAUCUCACAUCAAUUGAAGAACUUGAAAGUUUUAUGUUGUUUGUUGCGGGGCUGAAAGUCAAGAAGAUUCAAGGCUUGCUAUGUUCACUUUUCAUCGCUCGCAUGUUACUGAUGAUGUCAUUUCAGACUGGUGGGCACACAAAAGAUUGGGAUACCAUCCCAGCAACAACAAACAUCGGUGAGGGCCAACAUCACUGGACAAAUCAACAGAGUGGGAUCAAGCUUCCCCUUGUGGAAGCCAUACUCACAUACGCAUCUUUAGAAACCAGCAUCAAGAGCGGUAGCCAGACCGAUUUGGUGCACUGCAUGACUCACAAAGUUCAACAACAAACUGCAACCGCUCAGAAAGCCCAUGAGUCAGGUGAAGUUCAAGAUCUUGCACAAGCACUUGCUGGUGAAGUCAAAGCAGAGAAAGAAAAUCAGCGGAAAUCAUUGGCUCGUGGCAAGAAACUACAUGCUCAACUCAAGGAACUCAAAACCAGCAGAGGGAAGAAGUUGAAGACAGCUCAUACGUACCACCCUCCACUGCUCCCCAAUGCCAGCUCGAGUGGCUGUGUUCACACCAUGGUGAAUCGUCGACACUCCUUGGAUUCUGCUGUUCAACAUGGGGGAAUCGAUGCCGUCAGUGAUAACAAGGAUUUCUGGGCAAACCUCAACCCAAUCGACCUUAUGCUUGACAGCGAUACAUCUGGCUUUUGGGGUGACGAUCCUGCUACUGAUCUAUCAUUUGAUGGUAUGCUGUACAACUUCCUCAACACUUUCUUACCUCCUCCUUCAUCGUCUCCACCACCGCCUUCACCCCUGCCACCUUCUUCACCACUUCCGUUGUCACCAGCCCUGCUGUCUUCUUCACCAGUCAAGGCUGUGGCUGCCAUAACCCCAGGGUAUUUAAAUGUCAAGUACGACACCCAUCGCACACAACUAAAAAUGCCUUGGAUCCUGGGUCAACCGAUCUCUUCAUGGAUUGGGCUCAACAUGUGUCAUGGUCAUCAUGCAGUUUACUGGGUCGGGUCCAUCACCUACCAAGAAGCCGAGCACGGUGACAUGAGCUUUGAAUCCCAUGCAGUGUGGAUCAGCCCAACCUGGUCCCAUCCAGUUGACACUAUACGGCCGAGUUUCGUUUUCACUCAGGUUUUAUUUGCCAAGUUGCUCAAACAUUACCUCGGCUUUUCUUUGCCGGUCAUGGUCCAGUAUUCGGUCAUGCAGUUUACUGGGUCCAUGACUUCCCAAGAAGCCGAGCACGGUGAUGUUCACAAGGCAGUCUGGCUCAAACAACAGUACUUUACCAUCCCCCACAUAAUCCACAUGGACUCCACUGGAUUCCACUGGAUUCCACUGGACUUCACUACAUACUGGCAAUAUCCACAAAACUGGACUCCACCGGACUCCCAGCACAAAACUGGACUCCACUGGACUCUCCCAACACAAAAUUGGACUGCCACAGACCUAAGUUAA
Messenger RNA from Laccaria bicolor S238N-H82, 2700 nucleotides. RefSeq lists its product as uncharacterized. The transcript is spliced from 17 exons. The record is from RefSeq and is a predicted model, not a curated record. NCBI's taxonomy places the organism in Eukaryota, Fungi, Basidiomycota, Agaricomycetes, Agaricales, Hydnangiaceae. Bases 1 to 2700 code for a protein of 899 amino acids.